Molecule: messenger RNA, 1199 nt
Organism: Danaus plexippus (monarch butterfly)
Lineage: Eukaryota; Metazoa; Arthropoda; Insecta; Lepidoptera; Nymphalidae
Product: platelet glycoprotein Ib alpha chain-like
Exons: 2
Coding region: 147-512 (121 amino acids)
Source: RefSeq, a predicted model, not a curated record
UGACGAUAUUUGACAUAUUACAUGUCAAAUUGAAAUCGUUAAUAAUUUGAAAAUAUUUUGUCGUUAGUAACAGUGUUAUUUAUAAAUUAAAUAAUUGUUCUACCCGAUUUCUGAAUUUUAUUGUGUAGUAUUUGAUUUUUGCUAGAAUGGCUCCCCGAGAAACGCCGAAAUCGGCACAUAAAGUACAACGUGUGAUAAGUAAAGCACCGAAAUCUAAAGCGUCACCCAUUGCAACUUUAAAGAAAACAAUGACUUCUAAAAGUUGUACAGAAAAAAUUCUUAAAGCAAAUAAUUUGACUGAGCCAAGACCAAGGACAAGCACAGUUCCUAAAGUAUCAACACCAAAACCCAAGGAAAAUAGAACAGCUCCUAUGCCAAAUACAGCGUCAAAGAGUGCUAAGAAGUCUGCAUGGAAGAAGCGGCCGAAACCAGCUCAUUCUGGCGUCCCAGUUCCCGAAAAAAUGAAAAGGUUGCUUGAAAAACAGUUACAAGACGCUGAUUGCAGUCUCUAAGAUAUAUUCGAAGUAUAUAAAAAUUACUUUAAUUAUAUUUUCUAUCAAAAUUUAUCCUUGCCAUAUUAUUUGUUUACUAUCUUGUUAUGACUAUCAAUUAUAAUCUCAGUAAUUUCUAGUUCGAUAGUUGUUUCCUGUGCUGGUAUCCGAAGUUAUGUAUGACUAAAAGACCAUUAUAUAUUUGAUUGCUACUCGAGACUAAAAGAACUAAUAAAUUGUUAUUAAUUAUAUUGAUAGAUAGAUUUAAAUAUGACUGCUCAGCCAAACAAUGCUCCUGGGAUUACAUUUAGUUUGGUUGACUUGUGAUUAUGUUUUUGUAGUCUUAUAAAUACGAUGCUUUAAAUAGGAACUCAAUAACCUUAGUAUGAGUAUGUUGUCACACUAGACAUGCAGUUUACAGAUUUUCUUUCAAAAUUUAUCUUACAUCAGUAUCAAUGUGGGUAUAUUCAUGAAGAACUGAAAAAUCUGUGACUAGUGUUUGAAUGCUUACUCAGUAUAAAGGUGAUUGUUUCUCAAUUGACUUAUGAUAAUGUCAUAUCAAAAUGUUUUGGAUUGCAAUUUGAACAUAGGUUUCAAUUUAAUAAUUUUAUUAUUAAAAUAUGAGACUGUGAUAGAAUGUAAGAUUUUUAUUAAAUAAAUAUAAUAAAAUGGUGUUAUAUAUUUUAAACAACAUGUCGCCGUCGAAAC